AAACUAGUGGGUCUCUGAGUGGCCAGUUUCACUGCAUGCCUGUAUCGCAUGUCAGUUUGUAGCUGUGGAUUCACUGCAGUUUUAUAAAGAGGGGCAAGCAUCCGAUAGCUUCACGUACCAUGAAUAUUAACACAUUCACACAUACCAUGUUAUUGCUAAAUACUUUCCUUUAUGAUUCCUCUGCAGUAAAAUCAGGAUAUUAUCUCAACAUCAAAUGUUAUUGUGUAUAGGUAGGUUUUGCUUUAUAUUAAUUUCAUUGCAGGAUAGUAACAAAAUAUGUAUUACAAGGAUGAUGGAAUCAGCUCCAGCUGACCGUCUGUGCUUUGAAAUGAAAUCUGAACUCCUUAAUCAGCCCUCAGGCUUGCCAUAACCAGCCUGGCUGUUGUAGAGGCUCUGUCCCCUCCUCCCACCAAUGCCAGCCAAAGGGAUCUAUUUGUAUGUCCCAGAAUGUGUCAGCACUCUCUUGUCCCUUGUCUUGGGACAGGCUGUUCUCUCCCUGAAAUGCCCUCAUCCUCUCGCUUCACUGUCUCAACAAAUUCAGUGCUCCCUAGCCUCCAUUCUCAAGUCCUUCCUUCACAACCUCUGCCAUAGCUGUGCUGCACCAGCGGCCUCGCUUGAUUUUCUUUAAAUAACUCAUUUUCCAUAAAUAAAUUGAUUUGUCAAAGAAAAGUUGAUAUCAUAAUCAUAAAUAGGAAACCAGUAUGAGUAGCCCUGAAAAUAAAGUUGCUAUAAAAAUAAAUAAAAGAAAUAUACAAGUUAAUAACUUUUGAUAAAAUUGUCAGCAGACCCUCUAGGCUAACUGAGGGGAAGGGAUGGGAAGGCAGAUUAAGAAGUGUUAGCAACCUGUUAACACCCUUGACAUAUUCAGAGGCUUGAAAGAAAAUGGAAAGAAUAAUUUUCUCUUUCGGUGUAAUUUAAUGCUGUCCCUGUUCUCCCUAAAAUUACCUGCAUUUUACUGCAACCCAUUUAUCACUCGACGGCGCUAGAUGCUGCCAGUAAACCAAUGGACCAGACAAGCACAGCCUUUGCCCCUACAGACUCUCAGUCGGCUGGAGGAAAAACAUAAGCAACCUGGGAAUGGCUAUAAAAUGUCAUUGCUUAAGAAAAUAGUUUGUGGCCGGGCGUGGUGGCUCACGCUUGUAAUCGCAACACUUUGGGAGGCCGAUGCGGGUGGAUCACCUGAGGUCAAGAGUUCAAGACCAGCCUGGUCAAAAGACGAGUUCGAGACUAGACUGGCCACCUCUUUAGUAGAGAUGGUGAAGCCCCGUUUCUACUAAAAAUACAAAAAAUUAGCCAGACGUGGUGGCAUGCGCCUGUAGUCCCAGCUACUCCGGAGGCUGAGGCACCAGAAUCGCUUGAACCUGCCUGGGAGGGGGAGGUUGCAGUGAGCCAAGAUCACGCCACUGCACUUCCGCCUGGGCGACAGAGCGACACUCCGUCUCAAAAAGAAAAUACAGUUUGUGUUUUGGAGCCUCUCACUUCUCCGGCGUCCCCGAUACGCCCGGGGAUUGCAGAGAACCCAACCUAUUCGUAGAUUAUGAGAGCACUCCCGGGGACCCAGCGCGGCGAAGCCCGCCAGGAUCGCGGGCGACCUGUGGCAGCUCUGGUUCCCCGGCCCGGGCCCGGCUCGGGUUACGCUCUGGGCGGGGAUUCCGCAGCGGCUCCCUAGUUAGGGGACGCCCCGGUGGGUUCCAGCGUUAGGGGUCGCAGAAGCGGCUCUUGCAUCACCUCGGAGCUGACGAAGCGGGAAGAGCCCCGCACCAGUGCUGCCCCUACAGAGCUCUCGGCGGGGGGUGGAGGUGAGGUUACACCUCGCCCCUACCCCCGCCUUCCCCUCCGCCGCAGGGAUCUAGGACCCGCGCCCGCGGAGAGGACGGGGGGCUGCGGGGAGGGGCUGUGCGGGGAGCGGGCGGGUUCCGGAGGCCCUGAGGUAGGGCGGGGCCCGAGCCGGAGUCGAGUCCCUGAGGCGGGUGGGGGAAGGAGAGACGGGUGGCGCGACCCUCUGUCCCCGCCUCGGGGGCGGAGCCCAGGUCCCAGCCUGCAGGGGGCGAGACACGCCGAAGUCCGCCCGAGGCUACCUGUGCAGCUCCAGCCGCCCUGCAUCCGAAUUUGGGGAGACCCGCCCCCCGCCCCACCGGUCUGCGGCCCUCGGCCCCAGCGCAGGUGCAGGUGCGGCUUCUCUGUCCCUUUCACCCCAGACACAUCCGCCGCGGCGGCCAUGGCGCGAGGAGACGCCCCGCGGGACAGCUACCACCUGGUCGGGAUCAGCUUCUUCAUCCUGGGGCUGGGCACCCUUCUUCCCUGGAACUUCUUCAUCACCGCCAUCCCGUACUUCCAGGCGCGACUGGCCGGGGCCAGCAACAGCACAGCCAGGAUCCUGAGCACCAACCACACAGGCCCCGAGGAUGCCUUCAACUUCAACAAUUGGGUGACGCUGCUGUCCCAGCUGCCCCUGCUGCUCUUCACCCUUCUCAACUCCUUCCUGUACCAGUGUGUCCCGGAGACGGUGCGCAUUCUGGGCAGCCUGCUGGCCAUACUGCUGCUCUUUGCCCUGACGGCAGCGUUGGUCAAGGUGGACAUGAGCCCUGGACCCUUCUUCUCCAUCACCAUGGCCUCCGUCUGCUUCAUCAACUGUGGCGUGGACGCCGAGACCUCCGCCCUGGGGUACUUUAUCACGCCCUGUGUGGGCAUCCUCAUGUCCAUCGUGUGUUACCUGAGCCUGCCUCACCUGAAGUUUGCCCGCUACUACCUGGCUAAUAAACCAUCCCAGGGCCAAGCUCAGGAGCUGGAGACCAAAGCUGAGCUCCUCCAGUCUGAUGAGAACGGGAUUCCCAGUAGUCCCCAGAAGGUAGCUCUGACCCUGGAUCUUGACCUGGAGAAGGAGCCGGAAUCAGAGCCAGAUGAGCCCCAGAAGCCAGGAAAACCUUCAGUCUUCACUGUCUUCCAGAAGAUCUGGCUGACAGCGCUGUGCCUUGUGUUGGUCUUCACAGUCACCCUGUCCGUCUUCCCCGCCAUCACAGCCAUGGUGACCAGCUCCACCAGUCCUGGGAAGUGGAGUCAGUUCUUCAACCCCAUCUGCUGCUUCCUCCUCUUCAACAUCAUGGACUGGCUGGGACGGAGCCUGACCUCUUACUUCCUGUGGCCAGACGAGGACAGCCAGCUACUGCCCCUGCUGGUCUGCCUGCGGUUCCUGUUCGUGCCCCUCUUCAUGCUGUGCCACGUGCCCCAGAGGUCCCGGCUGCCCAUCCUCUUCCCACAGGAUGCCUACUUCAUCACCUUCAUGCUGCUCUUUGCCGUUUCUAAUGGCUACCUGGUGUCCCUCACCAUGUGCCUGGCACCCAGGCAGGUGCUGCCACACGAGAGGGAGGUGGCCGGCGCCCUCAUGACCUUCUUCCUGGCCCUGGGACUUUCCUGUGGAGCCUCCCUCUCCUUCCUCUUCAAGGCGCUGCUCUGAAGCAGCCCCUCCAGGCUCUUUGGCAGCCUCUUCUCGACGUCUCCUUCCGGAGCUGAGAUCUAGUCCAGGGCGAAUGGCGAGCUUGGCUCAGGCCUCUGCUGGGUGGAGGCCCCUGGACCUGGGGCUGCCAGCAGGGGGCAGGAGCUGCUCUUCAUCCACUUGGAGUGCUGCGGGGAAGAAUUCACCACCGGUCAUUCUAACCCUCACCCAGGAAUGGGGGUGAGCCGCACAAGACCUCGUGGAAAGGGUGAUGACUAGGGAAAAGAGGGUGCAGGGCAUGACUGCUCCCCACCGCCAGGUCUGCAUUUGUUCAUCACCACCAGGAGGAGUGGCGACCAGAGGGUUCAGAAUGGGAGGUGGGGCCAGCCCAGGGCAGGAGCUCCUCGCCCUCACAGGCCUCAGCGACCCAGGGUAAAAGGUGCCAGGGAAGUUGCGGGCACCUGGGAGGAGGAACAGGUGUGGAGGACCUGAGGGUGCUCAAAGGGCCAGGCUCAGCCUCAAGCAGUGUUUUCAUUGCCAACACUUACUGUCCCCACUCCGCAGAGCCCAGCUGGGCCUGGGCCCCAGAGCCGCAGCUAGCCUGCAUGUGUGCACUGCACUUUACAGUUUGCAAAGCUCUUCCAUACUCAUUCUCUCACCGAAGCCUAAUUGAGGCCCUUGGAAGGAGCCGGGCAAGGAUUGUGCUUCCGCCAUUAUACAGGUGAGGAAACUGAGUCCUGGGGAAAGUGACUGGUCCGUGGUAGAGCCAGGACCCAACCCCCUCUCCCUCCUCCCUGUAGGUGCUGUUCUUCCUGCCCAACACCUGUUUCUCUUUUCCUCAAGGGGUUCGGGGCAAGAGCCCUGGGCACUUACUCCCCCUUUUUGCUGUUUCUCCUUCUGACCCUGCUCUUGGGUCUAAUAACAACCCCAUUUAUUUGUA
Symphalangus syndactylus (siamang) is the source of this 4373-nucleotide messenger RNA. RefSeq names its product solute carrier family 29 member 2 (gene SLC29A2). Gene Ontology annotation, cellular component: basolateral plasma membrane; plasma membrane. Gene Ontology annotation, biological process: adenine transport; uridine transmembrane transport; hypoxanthine transport. The record is from RefSeq and is a predicted model, not a curated record. NCBI's taxonomy places the organism in Eukaryota, Metazoa, Chordata, Mammalia, Primates, Hylobatidae. Gene Ontology annotation, molecular function: nucleoside transmembrane transporter activity.